Messenger RNA from Cannabis sativa, 623 nucleotides. RefSeq names its product auxin-responsive protein SAUR24-like. NCBI's taxonomy places the organism in Eukaryota, Viridiplantae, Streptophyta, Magnoliopsida, Rosales, Cannabaceae. Gene Ontology annotation, biological process: response to auxin. The transcript has a single exon. The record is from RefSeq and is a predicted model, not a curated record. Bases 142 to 423 code for a protein of 93 amino acids.
AAUACACACAAGCCUAGGAUCACUACCAUCCCAACUCCUCAAAUUCCCAAGUAACAAGCUUAUUUCCUUCAAGUUUUCUAAAAACAUCUUGUUCAUUUUCACUUCUUCAUUGUUCCUUUAGACACUCUUAUUAUUACAAUCAUGGGUUUCCGGUUUGCCACCUUAGUUCAUGCCAAGCAACUCAUUCAGAGGCCUUUCUCAAGCACCAAAGGUGUACCAAAAGGAUUUUUAGCAGUUUAUGUUGGUGGUGAAAGCAACUUGAAUAGAUUUGUGAUUCCAGUGGCAUACUUGAACCAACCUUCAUUCCAAGACUUUCUAAGUCAAGCUGAAGAGAAGUUCGGAUUUGAUCAUCCAAUGGGAGCUCUUACAAUUCCGUGCUCUGAAGAUUCCUUCAUCGAUCUUAUUUCUCGCUUAAGCUCCUAAUCAUAUGAAUUUAGACACCAAUAGAUGAUAACAACAGCUAACCAAAUUUAAUGUUCUAACAAUUUUUUAGGCAAACAAUGCCUAUAUUUCUUGUAAAUAUUUUUUUUUCUUGGGAUUUAACAAAUAAUGUUGUCCCCAAGAAUGAUAUUAAGAAAUUUUCUUACAUGAAUUUUAUGUGAUUAGAACCUUUUUUUUAUUAA